This is a messenger RNA of Drosophila miranda, 3717 nucleotides long. Its product is annotated as arginine kinase-like. NCBI's taxonomy places the organism in Eukaryota, Metazoa, Arthropoda, Insecta, Diptera, Drosophilidae. The transcript is spliced from 19 exons. The record is from RefSeq and is a predicted model, not a curated record. Gene Ontology annotation, biological process: phosphocreatine biosynthetic process. The coding region runs from base 277 to 3633 and encodes 1118 amino acids. Gene Ontology annotation, molecular function: creatine kinase activity; protein binding.
GCGUCGUGCAAAUCGUAUCGAAAGGAAAACGGAACAACAAAAAUACCCAAAAAAACAAAAACCAGUAAACGGAAAACAGAAAACAGAAAACAGAAGAGCGGAAAGCAGCGAGUCAGAAUCGGAAGCGGAAAGUGUAGUCUUUUCCAGUGCCAAGUUUGAAGUGAGUCAAACCGCAGUGCUAAAUGAAUCGCGAUUGGGGAAAUGUGAAGAGUCGUGGACUCUAAGAGUGCUACUACGUGUACAGAGACUCCGCAAUAAAAAAAACAUAAAUUGGCGAUGCCGCCGAAGCGUCGGAGAAGAUUCCAAGGCCUAUAUUACCAUUCAUCGCCACCCAAAGUGAUGCCGAUGAACGGACAGACAGGCGGCCUGAAUGGAAGCAAGCGUCGCAACAACGAUGAUUUCUCGGUAAAGCUAUCCACCAUUCGUAUCUGGAUGCACGAAAAGGACAUUGGCAAACUGACACGCAUUCUGUGGGCGGGCCAAGGACAUCGCUUGUGCCAGCAGGCCAGCAAUAAUGGGCGUGUCAAGCGUUUCCUUGCCGCCGUGCCACAUGUCAUGAAUGCCAUUAAGGAUCUGCAUCAGGCGGUGAUCGACAACAAUUUGGAAACGGUGCAGGCGCAACUGGAGCCUCCCGUGCCCGCUGCCUUGGUGACCUGCAAGGACGGCAAUGGACUGAAUGUCAUCCACAAGGCCGCCGGCUUGGGCCACACCAAGAUCCUGGAGUAUCUGGUCGGUCUCUGGCCGGAGGGCGCCCACGAGAUGGACAUCACCGGCAAGACGCCGCUCCAUUGGGCAGCCAGUGCCAAAAACAACAUGCGCUGCUAUACCCUGCUCACCCAGGCGGGUUGUGACGAGGAGGCCCUCGACUAUAAAAUGAAGACAGCCUCGUACUACCGCCACAAGCCGCACGAAAUCGGGCGGGCUUUCCUCGUCUAUGUCCCGGAGGCACCGCGCGUCUCCCCAGAGAGCAUCACUGACUGGGAGGCCUUGAGCAAUGAGAGUGGCGAGAAUGGUGCCGGAGGCGAUGCGGGCCUCCGCAAGAAAUUGGACAUUAAAAUGACACCGGCUGUGAAUGGACGUAAAUCGCUGGACGACAGCAUCGAGAACACUUCGGAGCUGGACACAAACGAUGGUACAAGUGGCAAUGAUGACGAAGAGGAUUUGUCCAAAGCGGAUUUGGAUGCGGAUGUAGAUCAGGCACCGGUUCCGCCGGAAGUAUCGCCAUUGCAGCGCAGACCGGAAACGCCGGCCACAUUCAACAAUGGCCCCAUUAAUGGCGAUAUCGAAGGCGACACCGAAGACAGUGAGGCGGAGAAUAUUGCAAGAGCUAUAAGCGGCGGUAAAGAAGGAGAAGAUGGCCAGGGUGGAGAGGAGGAUCAAGAAAAACAGGAGGAACCGAAGGAACAGGAGUCUGCUGCAAGCGAGGAAUUGCAUGAUGAGCAGGAAAACCACGAUGAAAAUGUCGCAGAGAGUAAUGAUGUGGAACAGAAGGAGGAGGAGCAGCCUGCCACAGAGAGUGAGCCAGAAGUUAACGAAAAGACUGAAGAGGCGGAGCCAGAGAUGGAAGCUGAAGAGGAAGUGCCAGAGGCGGCAGUUGAAGAGGAAAAGAUUACCAAGUUGCCAGAGGCGGCAGUUGAAGAGGAAAAGAUCACCAAGUUGGAGGAGCCAGUGGAACCAGUGGCUGAGGAGAAGGAGAUACAGGAUCAGGAUAAUGUAGAGAAUGAUGAGAACGAUGACGAUGAUGAGGAUGUGAUAGCGCCAGUUACAAAGGACAGCCAGCCCCUGGAGGAGUCGCAGUCGAUAGGAGGAGAACCACCAACUGAACCGGAAACGGGACCUGAUAAGGAUGGCAGCGAAUCCCUGACAUCGGCCAUGGCCAUCGAGGGCUUUGUGCAGGGCGCACCCGAGGAUUAUACAGUUCAGUCUCAAACUGCAAUUGAUGAAGAGGCACGCAUGAAGCAGAUCAUCGAAUCGGGGGACCUUGAGCAGCUGGCCGAGAUCGUGCUGAAUGGCGAGGGCGCUAGUCUGUUGAAUCUCAAGUCCAAGGAGGCGGAAAUACAAGCCUUUCUCAACAACGUGCCCAGCUACAUGGAGAAAAUCCAUCGCGUGCACGAUGCGGCUCGUGACGGCAGUUUGCUGGCGCUGCAGCAGGCCCUAGAUCGCCGGAAGUUUGCCAUUGCAAAGGACGACAUAUCCCCCAAUGGCUCCACGGCCCUGCACGUGGCCGUGCUCUUUGGACACACGGACAUCGUUCGGUAUUUGGCUUCGCGUUUUCCGGAGACCAUGACAAUUACGGAUAAUGACGGACGCACGCCGCUUCACUAUGCAGCCACGAUUAAGGACAAUGGCCAUUUCUACAACAUGUUAUCCCAGCUGGGCGGCAAUUCCAAGGCACUGGACAAGCUGGGCCACACGGCCGAGUUCUAUUUGGACAAGGAGAAGGCGAAGGAUAUCCUCAACUACACCGAGCUGCUCAAUCUCUUUGGGGCCGAGGAGCUCGAGAAUCAGUUGCUCAACGAUCAAGGUCAGGCGCAGUCCAUGAGCUUUCAGGCCAAUCCCAUCUUCAAGACGGAACAGGGAAAAUAUCUGGCAGACUCUCUGGCCGAUCCCCUGAUCAGGGCUCUCACCGAGAUCGCUAACAAACGGCCCAAGGAUCCCGUGGCCUAUCUCACCGGCUAUCUGCAGCACUUCAUGGGCGAACGGAAGCCCAUCACCGAAGUGGAAGUCCACACGGGCACUUCCACCUCCAAUGCCAUGGUCAAAUCUAAUCCGAUGCUGGUUGGCAGUCGCAAUGGCAUCGGCAAUGCAGAUCUCAUCGAGCUAGAUGCCCGAUCGCUGGCCGAAGAGGAGGAUAUUCUGACCGUCCAGCAUAUGGAGGAACGGGACGAGCAUGGCCAGAGCAUGUUGCACUUUGCCUGCGCCCGAUCCCAUCGCCGCGGCGCACUGUACACCCUCAUCGAGGAGUCUGGCAUCGAUAUCAGCUACCGGGAUGAGCUAUAUCGCACCGCUCGCGAUGUCUCCCUUCAGGCCAAUCAGCCCAACAAUGCGGCAGAGAUCGAUCGCUAUAUCCUGGCCCAGGCUGCCAUCGGCCAAGUCGAACCCUUUGAUCAACUGGCAUUGCAGGGCUACGAUCACAUCCUGGACAUUGAGGAUGAGAACGGUCAGUCCAUUGGGGAUGUGGUUGCCACCCGACAGCACGAAGCCCUGGGCGAGUUCUUGGAAAAACUGCGAGGACUGGAGGAGACCCGCGAGGAGCUCCACCAAAUGAUCAGGGAGAACAAUAUGGAGAGAGUGAGGGAGCUAACCUCCGUCUCCAAUGCCAAGUGGUUGAUUAAAACCAAGAACUACUACGGUCGAACCGCCCUGCACAUAGCAGUGCUGAAGGAGUCCGAGGAAAUGGUUCAGCACUUGGUGAAACUCUGUCCCGAGGCACUGAAGAUCACAGAUAAUCUGGAACGCACUGUUCUGCACUAUGCCAUGGGCACCAACUCACUGGAGAGCGUCAGUCGGAUACUGAUUCAGAACGGGGCCAAGCGCACCACCAAAGACCUGAAGGGCCGGCAGCCAAGUUAUUAUUUCAUCAACAAAGCGGACAUACUGCGACUUCAGGAAGAGGAGGAGGAGAGUCGCUAAAGAUCGUUCUCUGGUUGCAACUCGAGUCAAGCAAUAUGCAUAGAAUACUGUAAGCGUUAUAGUGCAAUAAAAGAAAUAUACUCG